This is a messenger RNA of Synchiropus splendidus (mandarinfish), 5744 nucleotides long. Its product is annotated as membrane-associated phosphatidylinositol transfer protein 2-like. Gene Ontology annotation, biological process: phospholipid transport. Gene Ontology annotation, cellular component: cytoplasm. Bases 693 to 4901 code for a protein of 1402 amino acids. The transcript has 28 exons. Gene Ontology annotation, molecular function: phosphatidylcholine binding; phosphatidylinositol transfer activity; phosphatidylinositol binding. Lineage: Eukaryota; Metazoa; Chordata; Actinopteri; Syngnathiformes; Callionymidae. The record is from RefSeq and is a predicted model, not a curated record.
UCACCGUCCAACCCGGGCAGACGACAGAAGAGACAGCGUCACAUCCGCUUCAACGUUUUCGAUGUCACCGUUGUAGAAUGAUGGAGCACUGAACGGCCCCGUGGACGCCUGCAGGAAGCGCUGUCUCUCUGGAGCAUCGGCGGCUUCUGGACGGACCACACCGAUGAAGCCGCGAGCCGACUGAGACUCGUGCAGAAGAACCACAUCCAGCGGGUCCAGUCUGGCAGAUGGCUGCUGUUGUCCGGUCAGACUGUCAGUUCGGGUGAAUGAUGUCUGACAUAAGGCGGGUCCCGCACCCAUAACUCCAGGACAGGGGCCAGGAAAACUCCCACAAACUCCACACAGGCAGGACGUGGGUCAGCUCAAACUAGAGGAAACCUGCAGCCGUCUUUCACAAACUGCUACUCCACAGUGCUGCCAUGGGUCGACCUGAAUGGACACUGACACAUUCUCCAGUGGUGACUCUCCUAAUCUGCUCAGAUUAAGCUGGUGUGGUCAUGUGACCGCUGUCUCUCCAGAAGAAGGAUCUUGACUGUUGUCACUCGGAUCAGGGUCCGGUCCAGAUGGUUGCGCACCAGACAUCUAGGACGAAUGAGCGCAGUUGGACGGAGACCACCUGUGAGCAAUGACCCUCCUCAUGAUGUCUGGCACCAGCACCUGACCCAGGGAGUACAGCACUCACACGCAGAACCAUGCUGAUCAAAGAGUACCGCAUCCCCAUGCCCAUGAGCGUGGACGAAUACCGGAUCGCUCAGCUCUACAUGAUCCAGAAGAAGAGUCGGGAGGAAAGCUGCGGUGAGGGCAGCGGUGUGGAGAUCCUGGAGAACAAACCUUACCAGGAUGGGCCCGGGGGUUCGGGGCAGUACACGCACAAGGUCUACCAUAUUGGGAAGCACAUCCCGUCCUGGUUCUGUGCCAUCCUGCCUCAGGCGGCGCUGCGUGUGGAGGAGGAGUCGUGGAAUGCAUACCCGUACACCCGGACCCGGUACACGUGUCCAUUUGUGGAGAAAUUCUCCAUCGACAUCGAGACGUUCUACAAGUCCGACAGUGGCCAGCAGGAGGAUGUGUUCCAUCUCUCGCCCGCUGAGAGGAGGCAGAGGACCAUAGACCCGAUAGACAUCGUGAAGGACUACAUCGCGCCUCACGAAUACCUGGUGGAAGAAGACCCUAAACUGUACCAGUCGCUCAAAACUGGACGUGGUCCGCUGUCAGAGGACUGGGUCCAGAAGAUCAACCAGACACCGGGUCAGAGUGCGGUCAUGUGUGCCUACAAGCUCUGCAAAGUUGAGUUCCGGUACUGGGGCAUGCAGUCCAAAAUCGAGCGCUUCAUCCAUGACGUGGGUCUCCGUAAGGUCAUGGUCAGGGCUCACCGUCAGGCCUGGUGCUGGCAGGAUGAGUGGUACGGUCUGACAAUUGAGGACAUCCGGCGUCUGGAGCUGGAAACACAGCUUGCGUUGGCCCAGAAAAUGGCCCAGUACAGUCUCAGCGAGGAGCCUGAGGCUGACGUUCACGGAUCUGAUCGGGGACAGGAAGCCCAGCCCGCAGAUGUGAUCGAGUGUGGGGUAGGUGGGAAUGGCCAAGGAUCCCCAGAGAGCCGAGGGGAGCUGACCAAGCAGUGGUCCACCUCGUCCCGCUCCUCCAACCGCUCCUCUAGGAGAGGAGCAGGAAGUCCCGCCCACCAGAACAUCUCAGAGUGGAGGAUGCAGAGCAUCGCGCGGGAAUCAGACGAGAGCACGGACGAUGAGUUCUUUGACGCUCAUGAAGAUUUCACCGAAAACCAGGAACUAUUGGUCAAAGAAAUCAGCAAGUGGAGCUCCAACGACCUGAUGGACAAGAUCCAGGCAAUGGACCUGGACGAGCCAGACGAGCUAUCAUACCAGGAAGUGGGCGGAGACUCUACGGCAGAGAUCAAGGAGAUGAAGGGGGCCCAGACAAGUCCACAGACCUCCAAGAUCCAUCUGCUGGUUCUGGUCCUGCACGGAGGGAACAUCCUUGACUACGGCUCAGGUGAACCGAACAGCAAGCAAGGCGAUGUCAACACCCUGACAGCAGCAUUCCAGACGGUGAUGAGGGUACAUUACCCUGCUGCUGACGGCCGUGUGGCCAUUCGGACGGUCCCAUGUCCGGCUGUCUGCACGGACGCCUUCUCGCUGGUCUCCAACCUCAGCCCACACGGGUACGACCGGACACGCCUGUUCAGCAGUCAGGAUCACAUCCCACUCGCAGCUCUGCCACUGCUUGCCACAUCGGCGCCGCAGUACCAGGAUGCCGUGGCCACCGUCAUCCUGCGUGCCAACCAGGUGUUUCACGACUUCAUCAAGUCAUUGGAGGGAGAGGCCUUCUCCGGCCAGGUGUGUCUGGUGGGCGACUGUGUCGGGGGGAUUCUGGGCUUCGAUGUCCUCUGCAGCAGCUCCGCGUGUGAGACUCCAAACAGCAGCAGACGAGGGAGCAGCAUCAGUGCACAGGACUCGGACCUGCUGUCUCCGGGCCUGCUGCCUGCUGGUGUGUCUCCCACUCUGGAGGGAAGUCGUCACCUCAGCCGCAGCAACAUCGACAUACCUCAGUCGUCCGACGACCAGAAGAAGCAACUUCCACGCAAACGCAGCGACUCAUCAACCUACGAGCUGGACACCAUCAAGCAGCACCAGGCCUUCCUUUCCAGUCUCCACUCCAGCGUGCUACAUGGAGAGUCGCGGCGCUCCAGCAACAGCACUAUGCUGGACGGAGGCUCGCUGGGAAAGUUGGACUUUGAGGUGACAGACUUCUUCCUCUUCGGGAGUCCUCUGGGGCUGGUCCUGGCCCUGAGGAAGACGGUGGUGCCCUGGCUGGAUGUGUCUGCACUGCGUCCGGCAUGUCGGCAGCUCUACAACCUCUUCCAUCCGGCCGACCCCUCAGCUUCCCGCCUGGAGCCACUGCUAGACCGCCGUUUCCACCUGCUGCCUCCCUUCAGCGUGCCCCGAUACCAAAGCUUCCCCCUUGGAGAUGGACACUCCCCCCUGCUUGUGGAGACAGUGCAGACCAACUCUCAGCUGCUGACGGAAGUUUCGCCGCAGUUGGCGCCAGAUGCAAGUCGGACCAUACCGGUCUUGAACUGCCCGACUUCCUCGAUGCAGAGUGAUGCUGAUUCUCCACACAUCUGCGUUGACGGAUCACCCUUCCCCUCCCGCUGCCCUUCCCCCGCCACACCAGGACUCCCUCACCUGCACUGCAGCCGCCGGGUGAGCGAGGCCAGCACGGCAAGCCAGGUGUCCGGGUCAGCUGAUGCGAAGCUGACCUCCAACAUCGCCACCACACUGAGACCGCGCCCCCGGCCGAGCCUGCUCUCCCACCUGCCGCUCACAUACAGGCGCUUUGCCUCUAGUAGCACAUCACCACGGCUCAGUAAGAAGCUCCGGCAGGUUUUCCCGAGGCGAGCUGGGUCCGAAUCUCUGAGCUCUGACCCCAGCUCCGACCUGACCUCGGACUUAACAGGGGUGACCCCCGACCUCACCGACAUUUCCUCCAAUAUCACCGACUUCAGUUCUCCGCCUCCGUCGCCCGGUUUGCUGAGGAACUUGGAGCAAGUCGCUUCUCGCUGGUGGGGCAGUAAGAGGCUGGAUUACGCCCUCUACUGUCCGGAUGCUCUCACAGCGUUCCCCACUGUCGCCCUCCCGCACCUUUUCCAUGCCUCCUACUGGGAGUCUUCUGAUGUGGUCUCCUUCCUGCUGCGACAAGUGAUGCGGCACGAGACCACCGGUGUGCUGGAGCUGGACGGGAAGGAAGUGGCGGAAUUCACACCGUCCAAACCUCGAGAGAAGUGGCUCCGCAAACGCACGCAUGUCAAGAUCCGGAACGUGGCGGCGAAUCAUCGCGGGAACGACGGCGUGUUCUUGGAGGACGGCGCUCAGACUGUCACGGGGCGCUUCAUGUACGGCCCGCUGGACAUGGUGACGCUGACGGGCGAGAAGGUGGACGUCCACAUCAUGACCCGGCCGCCCUCUGGAGACUGGGUCCACUUCAGCACCGAGCUGACCAACAGCAGCGGCAGAGUGUCUGUCCUCCUUCCAGAGAGCCGCCGCCUCUCCGUUGGUGUGUAUCCGGUCAAGAUGGUGGUCAGAGGAGACCACACGUCUGCCGACAGCUAUCUGACCGUGGUCCCCCGAGGAACUGAGUUUGUGGUGUUCAGCAUCGAUGGCUCAUUUGCGGCCAGCGUGUCAAUCAUGGGCAGCGAUCCCAAAGUCCGGGCCGGAGCAGUGGACGUGGUCCGGUUCUGGCAGGACCUGGGCUACUUGAUCGUGUACGUGACGGGCCGACCCGACAUGCAGAAGCAGCGUGUGGUGGCCUGGCUCUCACAGCACAACUUCCCUCACGGUGUCGUCUCGUUUUGUGACGGUCUGGUCCAUGACCCGCUACGCCACAAAGCCAACUUCCUCAAGAGUCUCAUCUUGGAGGCUCACAUGAAAAUCUUCGCUGCGUACGGCUCCACCAAAGACAUCUCUGUGUACUCCUCUGUGGGUCUGCCGCCGAGCCACAUCUACAUCGUGGGUCGACCCAGCAAGAAGAUGCAGCACCAGUGCCAGUUCAUCUCAGAUGGUUAUGCCUCGCAUCUAUCUCAGCUGGAGUACCACCAGAGGUCCGGACCCACCAAGUCCACCGGCAACCGCAUGGUCCUGCGGAAGAGCAGCUUUGGCCUCGGAGCCACGGGAGGAGACUUCCUCCGUAAACGUAGCCACAUCUUCCGGUCCAUGUCCUCCCAGCAGCCCUCGUCCCCUGGGCAGCCGGGCCGAGCCGAGCGCACCCUCAGCCAGUGUGAAGUGGAGCGGGAGCGCGGCCCAACUGGAACGCAGAGGAGCAUGAGCAUCGCAGCGGGAUGCUGGGGCCGGACUGGCAGCACCAAGGAGGGCAGCGGAGGCCCAAAGUGACAGCUGUGAUGGCAGAGGCUGGCUCUGACCUGAGUCCAACGUAGCAUGACUUUUGUGGGCUCGUCUUGGGCUGGCGUGUCCAUUCGCAGCCGGACCAAAGCCUUAAUAUCUCCACAGACCCUCAUGAGCUCAGGAGCAACAGAACCAGAGUCGGCCGUUCUCUGGGCCAGUUCACCUUGGUUCUGACAGCGACCCUGAGAUUGGAACCCUGCUUGUUUUAAAGACCGUCAUGUGUCACACAAACUCCAUCACAAAAACAUAACAAAGGAGCACUCUUUUCCUCUGAUGUUGAGGCCCAUUUGUCCGAUCGAUGUCCAGGUUCUGACGUGGUUGUGUUGUACAUCACAUCAGUAGGGAGAGGCCCUGGGUCACACCGGGUGCUGAAGAUGUCACUCACAAAGCUCUUGUUUACUGUUGGUCAGGUCCAGCCGUACGCUUCUCAGAAGGUCUGGUCCGGUCCAGUCCUGUUACUCCUUCAGUCUGUAGCAAUGAUCCCUUUAGAGCCUCGCGCUUGCAACACCUGGCUGAUGAUGGUGCCUCACACCUCCAACUCACUUGUCCCCAACCACCCAUCUGUAGAACCCAUGUGGUUCGGACCCAAAUGUGUACAUUCUGAAUGUAAAUAGCGACAGGAAUGUGAUCAUGUGACACUGCAGUCCCGGAGAGCCAGGUGUGUGUGUGCUGACAAGAAACUGCAUGAAUGAUCAGAACCAGCCUGGUGCGUCACAUUAAAGCUAAUUCAAGGUCUUCGCCUGUGUGUGUGAGUCCAGAGCCACCUACUGGACCGGCUGAGGAGGAACAUGUGACCACACCCAAGUGAAGCUCCAGAAACAGAAGUAAUGU